Tribolium madens (black flour beetle) is the source of this 3134-nucleotide messenger RNA. RefSeq names its product 26S proteasome non-ATPase regulatory subunit 1 (gene Rpn2). The transcript has 11 exons. The record is from RefSeq and is a predicted model, not a curated record. Gene Ontology annotation, biological process: proteasome-mediated ubiquitin-dependent protein catabolic process; regulation of protein catabolic process. Gene Ontology annotation, molecular function: enzyme regulator activity. Lineage: Eukaryota; Metazoa; Arthropoda; Insecta; Coleoptera; Tenebrionidae. The coding region runs from base 100 to 3042 and encodes 980 amino acids. Gene Ontology annotation, cellular component: proteasome storage granule; proteasome regulatory particle, base subcomplex; proteasome complex.
CAUCUGUCAAAAUUCACCGCGCUUAGUGACGUUUCAUUCAAAGAGUUGUUUCAGUGAAGUUAAAACAGUUUUUGCUCACUAUAAAGUCGAUUUGUCAUCAUGAAUAUUACUUCAGCAGCGGGGAUCAUCUCCCUUCUUGAGGAGCCCCGCCCGGAACUGAAAGUCUUCGCUUUGAAGAAGCUCGAUUCAAUCGUCGAUGAAUUCUGGCCAGAGAUUUCCGAAGCAAUUGAGAAAAUUGAAAUUCUCCACGAGGAUAAAGUAUUUCAACAGCAUAAUCUUGCAGCGUUGGUUGCGAGUAAAGUCUACUAUCAUUUAGGGUCAUUUGAGGACUCUCUAACUUACGCAUUGGGGGCUGGGGAUUUGUUUGAUGUCAACGCAAGAACUGAAUACGUGGAGACUAUUCUCGCGAAAUGUAUUGAUUAUUACACCCAACAUCGUAUUGCUUUAGCUGACAACGUCCCCGCGGCUAAACCGAUCGACCCCAGAUUGGAGGCUAUCGUAAAUCGAAUGUUUCAACGUUGCUUGGAUGAUGGACAGUAUAAACAGGCCAUGGGUUUGGCUCUGGAGACCCGCCGAAUGGACAUUUUUGAGGCCUCUAUUACUCAAUCCGACGACAUGUGCAAUAUGCUUAUUUAUGCGUUCCAAGUUGCAAUGAGUCUUAUUCAAAAUCGAGGGUUUCGUAACACCGUUCUCCGAUCUCUCGUCGGUCUUUACCGAAAUCUUGCAAUCCCCGAUUAUGUCAAUAUGUGUCAGUGUUUAAUCUUCCUUGAAGAUCCACUUUCCGUGGCCGAAAUUUUGGAUAAAUUGGUCCAAGGAGAUGAAGAAAACCGUCUCAUGGCUUAUCAGAUAGCUUUCGAUUUGUAUGAAUCAGCGACUCAACAAUUUUUGGAACGUGUUAUGGUGGCUUUGAGACUUACAGCCCCCAUACCGUCCUUACUUGAAGACAAACUCAAACCUAAGACUGUUGAAAGUACGUCUGAAAAUACAGAAACGGAAAAUAAGCCUGAAGUUAAGGAGGAAAAGUCAUUGGAAAACCUGAACGAGAAAGAGAAAGAGCAUCAAGAACGUUUGGAAAAGUUGCACGUUAUUUUAUCAGGGGAAAUUUCCAUUGAGUUGCAUUUACAAUUUUUGAUUCGUUCAAAUCAUGCCGAUUUGCUUAUUUUGAAACAAACGAAAGAGACUGUUAGGGUCAGUAUUUGUCACACGGCAACUGUUAUUGCCAAUGCUUUUAUGCACAGCGGGACUACAAGUGAUCAGUUUUUGAGAGAUAAUCUCGAAUGGCUUGCGAGGGCUACAAAUUGGGCGAAAUUAACAGCGACUGCGUCUUUGGGGGUGAUCCAUCGUGGUCACGAACAAGAAGCUUUAACCUUGAUGCAGAGUUAUCUACCGAAAGAAGUGGGCCCCAGUGCUGGAUACUCUGAAGGUGGCGGUUUGUACGCUUUAGGUUUGAUUCAUGCCAAUCACGGGGCCAACAUUAUUGAUUAUCUUUUGGCUCAGCUUAAAGACGCCCAAAAUGAGAUGGUACGUCAUGGUGGCUGUUUGGGUUUGGGUUUGGCCGCUAUGGGGACCCAUCGUCAGGACGUUUACGAACAAUUGAGAUUCAAUUUGUACCAAGAUGAUGCAAAUACGGGCGAAGCUGCCGGUAUUGCAAUGGGUAUGGUAAUGUUAGGUUCGAAAAAUCCAACAGCGAUUGAGGAUAUGGUCGCGUACGCCCAAGAGAGUCAGCAUGAGAAGAUCCUUCGAGGAUUAGCGGUCGGAAUAGCUUUCACCAUGUACGGUCGCUUGGAAGAGGCCGAUCCUCUGAUAGAACAACUCACCUCCGAUAAGGACCCCAUCUUGAGGAGAUCAGGAAUGUACACUUUGGCGAUGGCGUAUUGCGGCACGGGACAUAAUCAAGCUAUAAGAAAGUUACUCCAUGUCGCUGUGUCCGACGUGAACGAUGACGUCCGUCGUGCCGCCGUCACAGCUCUCGGAUUCCUUCUGUUCAGAACCCCGGAGCAAUGCCCCAGUGUUGUCUCCCUCCUCGCUGAGAGUUACAACCCCCAUGUCCGCUACGGCGCCGCGAUGGCUUUGGGUAUUGCUUGCGCCGGAACCGGACUCCGGGAAGCCAUCGCUUUACUGGAGCCGAUGGUCAUGUUCGAUCCGGUGAAUUUCGUACGACAAGGAGCUUUAAUCGCUUCAGCCAUGAUUUUAAUCCAACAAACCGAACAGACUUGUCCCAAAGUCAGUUUCUUCAGACAGACUUACUCUCAAGUCAUUUCUAACAAACACGAAGAUGUUAUGGCGAAGUUCGGGGCGAUUUUGGCACAAGGAAUUAUCGAUGCAGGAGGAAGAAAUGUGACUUUAUCGCUGCAAUCCAGAACCGGACAUAUGAACAUGUUGGCCGUCGUGGGGACUUUGGUGUUUACACAAUAUUGGUAUUGGUUCCCCUUGUCGCAUUGUCUGGCACUUGCGUUUACGCCAACUUGUCUUAUUGCACUCAAUGAGCAAUUAAAAAUGCCCAAACUCGAAUGCAAAUCGAACGCGAAGCCGAGUUUGUACGCAUAUCCGGCGCCUCUCGAAGAGAAGAAACGUGAAGAACGUGAAAAAGUCACGACUGCUGUUCUGAGUAUUGCGGCAAGACAGCGUCGUAGGGACCAUGAUAGAAAACAUCGCGACGAGAAAAUGGAAGUCGAUGAAGAGAGUAAAGACGAGAAGAAGUCAGAAGAGAAGAAAACUACCGAAGACGAUAAAAAGAAAGCAGACGAUAAGAAAACUGAAAAGAAGGAUGAAAAAGAAGAAAAGAAGAAAGAGCCUGAACCCAAUUUUGAGAUUCUUAAUAAUCCAGCUAGAGUCAUGCGUCAACAACUCAAAGUUGUAACACUUAAUGAUAAUAGUCAGUAUGUCCCCUUGAAGGAUGUUUCAAUUGGUGGAAUUGUCAUGGUGCGUAAUUUGAAGCCAGGAGAAGAAGAGUUGGUCGAAAAUGUUGCUGCUUUCGGACCGAAAGGUGACGAUGAGAAGGAACCAGAGCCACCAGAACCCUUCGAGUGGCUUGAAGAUUAGAUUUAGUUGUGUGUUUGUCUCUAUUAUUCUUAUAACAUUAAAAUUAUUGUAACUUAAUCUUAGCAAAAUAAAACAAAAUAAUGAAAAUUGUU